This is a messenger RNA of Puccinia triticina, 1473 nucleotides long. RefSeq lists its product as uncharacterized. Gene Ontology annotation, cellular component: cytosol. The transcript has 9 exons. Gene Ontology annotation, molecular function: heme binding; peroxidase activity. Lineage: Eukaryota; Fungi; Basidiomycota; Pucciniomycetes; Pucciniales; Pucciniaceae. The record is from RefSeq and is a predicted model, not a curated record. Bases 1 to 1473 code for a protein of 490 amino acids.
AUGUCCUCUACCAAUGUCGACCUCAAGAACGUCCAAGGUGAUCUCAUUCUCGGCUUACAGAAGCGGGUUGAAGCGUUCUGGUUUGGAACCCUAAAGUCCGAACCCCAAGCGAUCGAAGGUUUUCGGAGGAAUUUGAAAAGCUCGUUGCUUCCGCUGAUUACCACAACACAAGACGUCCUCGACACACAACAGAAGAUACAGGAACAUAAACGAAAUACAAGUCCCGACGGGGGACAAGGCUUAUUGCCGAUCACCCAAAUCAACCUGGGAUUCAGCUUCGCUGGGUUGAAAAAGCUGGGACUGCAAGCAGAGGAGAUCCCAACCGGCGGGAAUGGAAUCUUUUCCAAAGGGCAAAAAGUUGACGCGGUCGAUAACUUGGGAGAUCCUGUCGAUCAAGCCACCAGAAAACUCAAAACCUGGUCCCGAGAUUUCUUGAGUGAAGCCAACCCCAUCGAUUUCGUCGUCUUGGUCACCGCGCCGGAUUGUAAACUGCUGAACGAACGACUUGACCAGCUUCGAAGGAAUUUCGGCGGGUUUUUGGCCAGUUCUUUUGUUCGUCAAGGUAAUGUCAGACCUGGUAACCAGGCCGGCCAUGAGCAUUUCGGAUACCUAGACGGAAUUUCUGAGCCAACGAUCGAGAACAUAAACGCUCGUCCAGAAGAUCAGAAGAGUGGAAUAGUCAAACCGGGAGUGAUCUUACUCGGCCAUACUACUCAAGAUGGCAAUAACAGCAACUUGGACCCAAAGCAAACCUGGAUCAAAGAUGGCUCGUUUAUGGCUUUCAGAGAGCUCCAGCAACUCGUGCCAGAGUUCCAAUCCUUUUGCGAUGAGGCUGCCAAAAAGCUUCAGAAUCCCAAUGUAUCGGGCGAUUUCAUCGGGGCUAGAAUAGUCGGCAGAUGGAAGUCUGGUGCCCCGCUUACCUUGACGCCAGUGGAAGAUAAACCAGAAUUGAAUCGAGCUCAAGAUUUCGACUUUUCAGAUGAAUUAAAACAAGAACGCUGCCCCUACGCUGCUCACAUAAGAAAAACUAACCCACGUAAUGGCAUAGCUGGAGCGGAACCCAACGCGACUUCACUGCCUCACCUUAUGGUCAGAAAUGGGAUUCCAUACGGGCCUGAACUUACCGAGGAGGAAAAGGAAUUGAAGAAGACCAAAGAGAAUCGUGGUUUACUCUUUGUCUCUUAUCAGAGCCAAAUUGAAAGCGGAUUCCAAUUUGUGCAGAAACUCUGGUGUAACAACACUGAUUUCCCGGCGAAAACUCCGGCCAAAGUGACCCCCGGGUUCGAUCUUUUGAUCGGACAAACCUCUGAUGAAAAGCCUCGAGUAGCCCAAAACAUCAACCCACUGGGUAUUGAGGGUACAACCGACCCCAACAACGUCUUGACCGCGCCGGCACAUUUCGUCGUUCCCCUUGGCGGAGAAUAUUUCCUUAUGCCAUCCAUCAAAGCAAUCAACGAAAAACUCGGCCUUUAG